AAAACAGUUACGCAUUGAGUAUUCUAAAGACUAAUUAUUCCUAUUAAUAUAUGACCUUUUUGAUAAAUUAUCAUUUUCUUACACCAGGAAGAAAAUGUCAGGACAGAUGGACAUGCCUACUUACAGGAACUGCCAGUAUCUCCUGGCCAGACCAAUUUACACCCAACCAACUUUCGAAAAGCAGAACAUGGAAAAAGCACCAAAAAAGAAUACCCGCAAAGUUUUCCAAAAGAGGUUACGGAAAACCUUCAGCUGUACAUCUGCAAAGGCUGUUCAUAUGGUCAAGAAAUAUAUCCCUCUGCUGGAUUGGUUGCCAAAAUAUAGCUGGAAGUCGUUGUUUGUGCAUGAUUUGGUUUCAGGAGUCAGCACAGGGCUGGUUGGUACCUUGCAAGGCCUGGCGUUUGCUUUACUUGCUGAAGUUCCAGUAGGAUAUGGAAUUUAUUCCUCUUUUUUUCCAAUUCUGACAUAUUUUUUCUUGGGAACUUCUAAACACAUUUCAGUUGGGCCAUUCCCAGUGAUCAGUUUAAUGGUAGGGUCUGUUGUUCUCUCCAUGGCUCCAGAUAAAAAUUUUAUUGUAUACAAUACUACAAAUAUUAAUGAAACAACGGAAAUGAUAAUCGACACAGAAGCCAGAGAUGCUGCUAGAGUCCUUGUAUCAGGAACGUUGAGCUUCUUAAUUGGAAUCAUACAGCUUGUGUUAGGAGCUCUUCAGUUUGGCUUCAUCAUAAGAUACUUGGCAGAGCCAUUAGUGCGAGGCUUUACCACAGGUGCUGCAUUCCAAGCAUUUAUCUCCCAAGUGAAACUGAUACUCAAUGUUCCCACAAACACCUACAGUGGAGUGUUGUCAACAUUUUACACAAUGAGUGACAUCUUCUCCAAUAUUUCUAAAACAAAUGUGGCAGACCUCCUUGCUGGACUUCUAGCAAUUUUUGUAUGUGUGGCAGUCAAGGAAAUUAAUGAGAGAUAUAAACAUGUUCUGCGCAUACCCAUUCCUAUAGAGAUAAUUGUGUCUUUAAUAGCUGCAUGGAUUUCAUAUGGAGCAGAUCUAGAAAAUAAAUAUAAUGCAGGCACAGUAAAGAAUAUUCCAAGUGGAUUCAUACCACCCAUGACACCAGAUGUGAGCAUGUUUCCACAAAUUAUUGGCUCAGCAAUUUCCAUUGGAAUAGUGGCUUAUGCUGUCGCUGUGUCAUUGGGAAAGGUUUUUGCCACCAAGUACAACUAUGUAAUUGAUGGAAAUCAGGAAUUUGUUGCAUUUGGAAUUAGCAAUAUAUUCAGUGGUGUUUUCUCUUGCUUUUGUGCCACAACUGCUUUGUCUCGAACAGCUAUUCAAGAAAGUACUGGAGGUAAAACUCAGAUUGCUGGUUUGAUAUCUGCUGCAACUGUCAUAAUUACUAUGUUUGUUCUGGGCCAAUUUCUUCAACCUCUACAGAAGUCUGUACUGGCAGCCAUUGUCAUAUCCAAUUUAAAGGGGAUGUUCUGGCAAGCCCUGGAUAUACCUCGUCUAUGGAAACAGAAUAAGUGGGAUGCAGCUAUCUGGAUCUUUGCAUGUUUUUCAACGAUCAUUUUGGAUCUUGAUUUAGGACUGUUGUCUGGAUUACUUUUUGGAUUAUUUACUGUAAUUCUGCGUAUCCAGUUCCCAUCUUGCCACUCCCUUGGAAAUGUUCCUGGUACAGAAAUCUACCGAGAUCUCAAGAAGUACAAAAAUGUUGUUGAACAGGAAGGAAUCAAAAUUAUUCGAUUUUCCAGUGGUAUUUUCUAUGGAAAUGUUGAUAGCUUUAAAAAUGGUAUAACAUCCAUUGUUGAAUUUGAUCCAGUUAAUGUUUUCAACAAGAGAGUCAAAGCACAGCUCAAGAUAAGUGAACUUAUCAAGCAAGGACAAUUAAGAGUAACAAAGAAUGGAAUUAUGACAAAUAAAAUCACAGAAGAUGAACAAUCAGAAUUUGAAGAAGAUUCACAACAAUAUGAAAAUCUUCAAAACAAAAAUGAAGAAAUGGAAUUCCAAGUAGACUGGAAUUCAGAUCUACCUGUAUUGAAUACUGUUCCUAAAAUCUUUAUUCACAGCAUAAUUCUUGAUUUUGGACACGUAAAUUUUCUUGAUGUUGUGGCAGUGACAUCCCUUAAAAUGAUUUUAAAAGAUUUCCGAAGAAUCGCUGUUGAUGUUUACUUUGCAGGAUGUGAUGAUGACAUUUUUGAGAAACUGGAAAUGUGUGGCUUCUUUGAAGAUAACAACAAAUCAGAUAUCUGUUUUCUGUCUGUACACGAGGCUGUAAUUUAUAUACUAAACCAGAGAGAGUUGUGUAGUGGUCAAAAUCCACUCAACAAGGUAGCAGUUGUGAAAAAUGAUCAUGCCAGUUCAUUAGAAAUGGAUCUCCAGGAUGAGGACAAAAGUUUAACCAGUAUAAGGACAUCUGGAUCUUCAGGAAGAUUGUCUUUACACUGAACAAAUAACCUUUUCAGUGGAUUCCAACAUUACAUUAACUCCUCCCUUUAAAAAAACAAACAAAAGAAAAUUCUAAAUACAAUUUUGCUGCAAUAACAAACAUGGUAUAUCUGUAUAUGACUGUCGAUAUCAAGCUGCUCAAGUUUUAGUACAAUAAUAAAGGGGUACUGUGUCCCCUAUACCUGUACAUUAUGUGGAUAUUAGAAAUCACUUGUACUUCUUAUUUUGGUAACAGAAGUCUAAGGUGACUUGUACUGUCCAUUUAUGUACAGCGGAACAUAAACAUACCUCAAAGAUACAUUUUAAAAUGUAACAAAAACAAAUGUGUACCUUUAAUUGAUGAUAGUUUCUGUAUUUAUAUCCAUAUAUGUAUACUUACUGCAUUUAGUAUAUUAAAUAUACUUUGAUUUGAAGAAUUUUUAGUUGAAACGUUUGACUAUGCAGGAAUAAACAAGAAUGGCUGUGCAAUGGAA
This is a messenger RNA of Xenopus tropicalis (tropical clawed frog), 2913 nucleotides long. RefSeq names its product solute carrier family 26 member 4 gene 1 (gene slc26a4). Gene Ontology annotation, biological process: oxalate transport; transmembrane transport. Lineage: Eukaryota; Metazoa; Chordata; Amphibia; Anura; Pipidae. The coding region runs from base 95 to 2440 and encodes 781 amino acids. The transcript has 20 exons. Gene Ontology annotation, cellular component: membrane. The record is from RefSeq and is a predicted model, not a curated record.